Molecule: messenger RNA, 771 nt
Organism: Perca fluviatilis (European perch)
Lineage: Eukaryota; Metazoa; Chordata; Actinopteri; Perciformes; Percidae
Product: bryoporin-like
Exons: 3
Coding region: 111-674 (187 amino acids)
Biological process (GO): monoatomic cation transport; pore complex assembly; cytolysis in another organism
Cellular component (GO): pore complex
Molecular function (GO): channel activity
Source: RefSeq, a predicted model, not a curated record
UAGUGGCCUAUACGAUGAUGCAGCCCACAGCUACUCCCUUCGCCUGAGCCUGCAGUCGUCCUUCAGAAGCAUUCAUUCAAGGUCGUCUUGUUGCACACUGCACAGCCAUCAUGUCUGAUUCAGAAGAGACUGCAGCCCAUAUGGAGACAGCCUCUACUGAUACCGGUGCAGUGAUUUCAGUUGGCGAUGACACCACUGGAAGAAUUACCUGGCGUCAGUGUUAUAUUACCGUCAUAAAUUACAGCUCUGAAGACACCCUCUGUAACCCCUGUCAAUACACGCAGAGUGGUCGCUGCACCCAAAUUCCGCCACCGCAGAUUGGCCCGCAGUCAUCUGGCAGUGCCCUGUUCACCAAGACUCCCUACACUGCUCGAGGAUCUGUUGGCGUCAUGACUUAUGACCUCCAGGACUCCACUGAGAAAAUAGCUGUCAUGUUCUCUGUGCCCUACGACUAUAGCAUGUUCUCUAACGUGUAUGCAGUGGGAAUCUUUGACAAGAGCCAAAAGUGUAAUUAUGAUCUUUAUUAUAAGAUGUACUACGACCCACCAACCACCUUUGUCAGAGGUGAAGCUAAGGGCCCCAGUCUCACUUAUAAGGGGGAUCAAGUCACCAUCGUGGCAACAAUGGCAGACCUUUAUGAAACUGUCAUAAACGUGGAAGUGAGACACAACUGAAAUAAGAGAGUCAGGAAGAAAGUAGAUUCACCUGCAGCCUAUUCUGCUUUGUAUUUUUUGCAGAAUGUAUAAUUAAUUCUGUGCCAAUGGUUAAUAC